AGUCAUGUAACAACCUUCAUAUAAACCCUAAUUAUUUCCGCCACUCUCUUCCGCCAUAUUUGUUUUUUCCCCCGGGAGCUAAGUUAAGCUAAAGCUAAACUAUGGGAAGCGAUACCGAAGCAGAGAAGUCGAUUCAAAAAGAGAAGAAGAAGUACGCUAUUACCCUUGCUCCUAUCGCUAAACCUCUCGCCGGCAAAAAACUGCAGAAGAGAACCUUCAAACUCAUUCAAAAAGCUGCUGGAAAGAAAUGUUUGAAGAGAGGAGUUAAAGAAGUGGUUAAGAGCAUCAGACGUGGCCAGAAAGGGUUAUGUGUUAUAGCUGGAAACAUAUCACCUAUUGAUGUGAUUACACAUCUUCCAAUCUUAUGCGAAGAGUCUGGUAUUCCUUAUGUAUACGUUCCAUCCAAAGAAGAUCUUGCGCAAGCUGGAGCAACAAAACGGCCAACGUGUUGUGUAUUGGUCAUGCUUAAACCGGCAAAAGGAGAGUUAGCUGUAGACGAUCUUGAAAAGUUAAAGACAGACUACGAACAAGUGUCUGAAGAUAUUAAGGAGCUUGCAUCUUCUGUAAUCUGAUUAGGAAAACUAGAAUCGGAAAGACACACACUUUAACAUGUGUGUUUUUGUUGUUGCCGUGGUGGUUAAAUGAAAUAUCAUGAUAUUUAUUUUUGCUCUUGUUCAAUUUUGUGGACAAUUCGAAGUUACUAGUAUUGUAAAAUUUAGAAUCAUAACUCCUUUGUUUCGACUUGACUAGUGGGCUUUUUUUUGUUUUGGCGUUU
This is a messenger RNA of Camelina sativa (false flax), 775 nucleotides long. RefSeq names its product H/ACA ribonucleoprotein complex subunit 2-like protein. The record is from RefSeq and is a predicted model, not a curated record. NCBI's taxonomy places the organism in Eukaryota, Viridiplantae, Streptophyta, Magnoliopsida, Brassicales, Brassicaceae. Gene Ontology annotation, cellular component: nucleolus. Gene Ontology annotation, molecular function: RNA binding.